GCGGCGGGCGCUCCAGUUCCGGGUCAGGCCUUCUCGCUCCAGGCGGGAGCUUCUCCUCUCCAUGGCGAGCGGUAGCGGCGCGGGCGCGGGAGCGGGUGCGGCGGCCUCGGCCAACCUGAACGCGGUGAGGGAGACCAUGGACGUUCUGCUUGAGAUUUCAAGAAUUUUGAAUACCGGCUUAGAUAUGGAAACGCUGUCUAUUUGUGUACGGCUUUGUGAACAAGGAAUCAACCCAGAAGCCUUAUCAUCUGUUAUUAAGGAGCUUCGCAAGGGUACUGAAGCACUAAAGGCUGCUGAAAACACAAGCUGACUUCCAGAGAAUUCCUGAUGAGAUAUGUCAAGCUUGGCAAGAAAAUUUGAAGAUUCCAUCAUAGUCAAGAUAUAAAAUGACAAUGCUGCAUGCUGCGUAGAAAAUGUUUUCUUUUACAAAGAAUUAUAAAACCAUGGCUGAGCGUGUCAGUGGGAAGUGGCUUGAGCGAGAACCAGCACGUGUGUUUACAUCACGUCUCGUUGUAAUGGCCCCAAUUCCAGAGUGUUGCCACACUUAUUUAUGUAUUCCUUAUUUAUAGCUCUGCUAGCUGUGAGUUUCUAAACAGCAUCUAGCCGACAUGCACGGCUGCUGGGCCUGGUGGAAGUUAGUGGAUCGUAUCCGAGGUGAUGCGUAGUAGCUAUGGCUUGUUGACAUUACCAAUAUAAACCUUAAUUUUGAAUUGUUUAAGCAUAAAAACUGGCUGUGUGUUCCAUUGAGCUGCAAGUUAAUGGAAUUUGAACUGCUGUUUGUGAAGUUUUCUGUUUCACAUCUUGUUUUUAAAAAUAGGAUCCAAAACAUCUCAAAUCAUCUCCUUAACAGAAUAUUUAGUUUUUUACCCAGUUUUUUGGCAGUUAAAGGUGUAAAGAAGAUCAUUUUUAUAUUGUUGAAAACUUAGAACUUUUAGAAACUUGGAUUUUUAAAAAGAAAUGCCAGGGCUUAACUUAGCAUUAUUUGAAGUUUGAACCAUUAAAAUCUAAUAAGAACAGCUGAAGUGCAUUUCUCUGUAAAUUUUAUAACCACAUAAAGGUCCACAAAAUAAUGUAUGAAGUGAAAACAGCAAACAUACACAAUUCCUUUUUAAUGUUAUUGCAUAAAAACAAUAAGCUUACUAGCGAAUCUUGACUGGCUCUAAGUCACUACAUAGGUGGUGUAUUUCAACAGAUUAACUCAUGUUUUCUAAAGAAGUAGGAUUUCCAGUUGUUCAACAAAAACUAAUGAAAUAUGUACCAGUAUUAUUUGCAGAAAAUGUUUGUCAUUUUUACCAUUAAAGCUUUUAACUCAUCAAAAUGGUGGUCAAAGAUAAAUUCAAAAAAGUUGUGAUGGAGUUGGUUCUGUUCCUGUUACA
Molecule: messenger RNA, 1376 nt
Organism: Mus caroli (Ryukyu mouse)
Lineage: Eukaryota; Metazoa; Chordata; Mammalia; Rodentia; Muridae
Gene: Mzt1
Product: mitotic spindle organizing protein 1
Biological process (GO): mitotic spindle assembly; gamma-tubulin complex localization; microtubule nucleation by interphase microtubule organizing center
Cellular component (GO): spindle; centrosome; gamma-tubulin ring complex
Source: RefSeq, a predicted model, not a curated record